AUGAUCUUCGUGUACUUACUUGCUCUAGCUAUAUGUUCAUGCAACUCGUACAAAGUUCUCGUCAUCAACCCAAAGAUAGGCUACAGCCAUAUGAAUUUCAUGGGACGGAUAGCUGAUACGAUAGCUGAAGCUGGUCACGAAGUAGUCACCCUACAGCCGGUGCUUGAUCCGGGCCUCCCUACUAAUGGAACUACAAAAUCGCGUGUCAUCCAACGUGGUCCAUUUGGUGCGGCUCGCAGUACAAGGAGGGACGACAUGAAGCCCAUAUGGACAAGCAGUACAUCAAAUCCUAUUGGUCUAUUUAUGUUCAUUCCAAUGAUUUCUGAAAUCUCGGUGAAGACUCUAACGCAUCUUCUAGAUGACAAGCAACUUCUAGAGCAACUGAAAGCCGAAAAAUUUGACGUCGCAAUUACCGAGCUCUUCGACUUCGUAGGAAUAGGUAAGCAAAGCUGA
Cooperia oncophora is the source of this 453-nucleotide messenger RNA. NCBI's taxonomy places the organism in Eukaryota, Metazoa, Nematoda, Chromadorea, Rhabditida, Trichostrongylidae. The record is from the annotation of a GenBank genome assembly.